Mercenaria mercenaria is the source of this 792-nucleotide messenger RNA. Its product is annotated as baculoviral IAP repeat-containing protein 2-like. The coding region runs from base 1 to 792 and encodes 263 amino acids. Gene Ontology annotation, cellular component: nucleus; cytoplasm. Gene Ontology annotation, biological process: regulation of cell cycle; positive regulation of protein ubiquitination; negative regulation of apoptotic process. The transcript has a single exon. NCBI's taxonomy places the organism in Eukaryota, Metazoa, Mollusca, Bivalvia, Venerida, Veneridae. The record is from RefSeq and is a predicted model, not a curated record. Gene Ontology annotation, molecular function: cysteine-type endopeptidase inhibitor activity involved in apoptotic process; ubiquitin protein ligase activity.
AUGGAAUAUGGCAUCAUUUCUGACUUUCCAAAAUUUCCCCAAUAUGCAAAUCCUGCGAAGCGACUUGAGUCCUUCGAAAAGUGGCCAGAACAUAUACCCAUCACAAAAGAGUCGAUGGUUGAAGCCGGUCUAACCUACACUGGUGUUGGUGAUUCAGUUCGCUGCUACUACUGCGGAGGAGGACUGCGAAACUUCGAGUAUGGGGAAGUGCCGAUGGAGGAACAUGCGAAAUGGUAUCCUCGUUGUCCGCAUAUUCUGUUGCUGAAAGGACAAGCUUUCGUCGAUGCAUGCUUUCGUGGAGAGAAGCCAAGUGAGAAGCAUCGAAAUACAUCACAAGAAAACGUUGACUUCAUGAGCACAACAGCGGCGCAAGUCUGUCUCGAAUACAAUUACUCCGAAACAGAUAUCAGGAAGGCCAUUCAUAGAUAUAUGGAUCAGUUUGGUAACACCGACUUCAGAGCACGAGAUCUUUGUAAGAUACUGAUGGAAAUGGCGGACGAGUCAUCUUCGGAUGAAAAUCAAGAUACGAGCGGAGAUGAAGAUUUGUCAAAAAAUAUUGAUGAAGGUGCGACUGCUGGUGAUACCCAAGGUGAUGAUAUCAUAUCUAAGCAAGACGAAAACCGACAACUAAAAGAGAACAUGACUUGCAAGAUAUGUUUCGAUUCAGAGGCUGACAUUGUCUUUCUUCCAUGUGGACACUUAACGAGCUGUGCAAUGUGUUCACCUGCAUUACGAAAGUGUCCAAUGUGUCGUGUUUUGGUGAAAGGGCGCAUCAAAGUGUUUCGAUCUUGA